AUGGCACCUCCCAAACGCGUCGUAUCUCCCUCAUCGCCUUCAGGAUCAUCCGCGAAGAAGGUUCGCGCCCCCCCCAGUGGCGCCGAAUUUGAGACGCAACCACCGGAUGAUCAGGGGUUAUCCUCAGUGGAUGGAGAGGCCGUAGGAGAACCUGCUGCUGUUGAAGACAUUGCUGUCGGUCGAAGCACUCACCUGGCUGCACCAUUGGCGGGCGGGCGUGCGUUGGAAGAUGCUCCUCAGGCUGGGCUGGCGGAAGUGAAGUAUGUGGAUGAUUCUGACGAGCAACAUGCGGCUUGGGAUGCAGGGGUAAUGGUGGUCGUCCGCAAGGAGGGUAUCUCUCCACAGGUCUUCUCUUUUACUGUUGCUGCUACUCUACUGCAGAUUAUUCUUCGCGACAUCAAGACAUCUGUGAAACCUGCACUACUGGAUCGUGACCAGAUCAAGCUCAGUGAGCUUCUACUACAACAUCGAGACACGCUGCUACCCGCGUUAGAGCAAGCCCUUCGAACAGGACGUUUCGCUGCUGUACGCUGCAUGGCGCUACUCCGUGAGGAUGCAACGUCUUCGUCAUCUGAGGGGACCAACGCUGAUUUCAUUCAUACACCAUCAUCGGGACCGAUAAUGCCUCCACGACUGCGGGCUCAAGCUCCGACGUCUUUUGCGGACAUAGAGAGAGCUAUCCUCGAUUUUGAAAAGAAAAUACGUCCCGAACUGCAACGAUACGUCAUGGGCAACCAUCCUACAUUCAAUCCUCCAUCUUCGGCAGCGAAGGACAGCACCCUGUUCAUAGAUGGUAUAGGAGGUCUGUCUGAGAAGGACCCUGCCGUGCGAGGAAGAGUCGAAAAACUCUUCUCUGGCGAAACGGAUGCCGAUCAAAGUCUUCACCUCUUGUUCAAUACUUCUGGUACAGGAAAGACGACGCUGCUUGUCGAAGGCUUGUGCCGCAACUGGGGUCUAUAUGUGGUGUCAUGCUAUGACGAAAAUCAUCCCAUGGGAUCCAAAGAUGUCGAUACUGCAUGGAAAUUUCUCCAAAUCGAUCCUGGAUUCACUCCUAAGGUACCCCUCACACCGACCAAGAACGACGCAUUGGCAAAUAAUGUCAAGAUCGCUGCGCGAACAUUCCGCUCGGUUUUGCUCGCACGUCUGAGCAUCCUCGAUUUCUUCCUCCGUUGCGCUCCAGCCCAUGUCAACGAGGCGGACUUACGACGCCGAUGGGUGUACCUUCAACUUCGACCUUCUCGCCUAUUCCAAAAAAUGGACAUCUUCAAUGAGUUAUUCCGAACGAUAUACACGGUUCAAGAUGACAGCGCUGUGCGAAAUAGAAUCUUCGCCUUGCAGAAAGCCAUUUGCGAAGACGUCCACGUCAAUGUCGGUUCUCUCUUCUUUGCGCUCGACGAAGCCCAGGUUGCAUCACAGAGGGGAACAGAUGCUUUCUACUCAGCGACAUCCGGUGGUGGGCAGCGAAGUGUGCUAUGCGAGAUGUACAAUGCUUGGUCCGAAUUCUCUAUGCCUAUGAUUAUCUCUGGGACAGGUCUUCCGCUAGAGCUCGUCAUGAACUCGACCACAUCCGCGAUGGGAAAGGAAGUAAUGUGGCCGAAGCUUUUCUCAGAUACCGGAUUUUUCGACGACGAGGACCGUAUGCGAAGUUACAUCAUCGACCGGGUUUGGCCCACCCGCGAAUUGACCGAUACUGAAGACCAAAUUUUGAAGCGUGCUUGGCGCUGGCUCCGGGGAAGACACCGUUUGACCGCCGGGUACACAUUACUCCUGCAAAGGAUGGGCGUCGCAUCCGCGAACAAGAUUUUAGACGCUUACAUCAAAGUCCUCACGGAUGGUUUUGAGGCGACGGAUGGGAAAGCCUUCGUGCGAAAGGAACCUGACAUCGACGUAACCACGGUGGCCAUCUUUUCCAGGAUCGAUUUCUCCUCGCUGCGGGAUCCGCGGAACGCCAGACUCGAGGGGCUAAUCUUCCGAGCCGUUAUGAACGUGGUCGUGCGGAACCGGUCGCACAUGUUCUUUGCUGAGUUCGUCGACGCUGUCUCCCUUGGCUUUGCUCGCGUGACGCCAGAAAAGGGUCUUGUCGAUUUCUCAGGCCAAACCGAGUCAGUCAAGCAAUUACCCCAGCGCAUCGACGAGCCUCUUGUUGUGGCGGCUGCACUGCGCUACUUCCUGUCUCGUCCUAGCCGUUCGAUGCGAGACUUCGUCGCAAGGCCCAUACAAGGUGUUGAAGAAGCAUCUACUCUCGGGUUCGCUGUGGAGAACGUCGUGACGAUCACACUGGCUCGUGUUUUCAAGGAUGGCGCUGCGUCGUUGUGUGACGCCUUCACUCUGUGUAAGAGCGACGGACAGGCUUGGCUGUCGGAGCCAGUGCAUCUUGUUUCUAUCACAGGACGAACCACUGACGGCACGUUCCUCUUCGAAGACUCUGGUCUCGGUCAGCGUGCGGUCCCCUUGCUCGGCUACGAAGCCUCCAGCCCUGAGGAAGUCGAGGACUGGUUGAGAUGCGCGAAGAGUAUCUUCUGCUUUCCGGAUGCGACGAUGGGUCCUGAUAUCAUGUUCCUCGUGAGAUGCGGUGUUCAACUCGUUUGGGUGUUGGUUCAAGUGAAGCGUCUCGCAGUCGAAGCACUUACCACCGCGGAGACAAAUCUUCGCAAUGUCGAUCCCGGCAGGUUCUAUCGUGCAAGGGAUGGACAACCACACUGUCCCAAGUCACGACAGGGUCUUACCGAGAAGACUCGGAAACUUAUGAACAUCCCCGGUACUCCAGUGGUGCGAUUGGCGGUGUCGUUCCCCGCUGACCCGCACGUGGACAUUCUGGAGGAAGCGGGGUCAGCAGGAGAAAUCAUUGCGACGUUCGAUAGGUUGGCGGAAGAUGUGGAGCUCAGCGAGGCGUUGGCGAUCUUGAGCGCGUACAUGCCGAAGUAA
Sparassis crispa is the source of this 2925-nucleotide messenger RNA. RefSeq lists its product as hypothetical. NCBI's taxonomy places the organism in Eukaryota, Fungi, Basidiomycota, Agaricomycetes, Polyporales, Sparassidaceae. The record is from RefSeq and is a predicted model, not a curated record. The transcript has 7 exons. Bases 1 to 2925 code for a protein of 974 amino acids.